CCGUGACGUACGUGCGCGAGCUUGAGCAGCGAUGUAUCAUCUUCUGAAAGGGUUCCAUGAGUAUCUGACAAGAAAGGAAGAAUUCUCGGUCAUCAUCAUAGGCCUAGAUGGCGCGGGCAAGACGACGUUACUAGAGAGAAUCAAGACACUAUAUAACGAGACACCUGGUCUCUCCCCCGACAAGAUCGCGCCUACCGUCGGCCAAAACAUGGGAAAGAUAACCCUUCCCUCCACGAUACUCAAGCUCUGGGAUCUGGGUGGACAGUGUGGAAUACGCUCCAUCUGGCAUCGUUAUUACGAUGAUUGUCAUGCAGUUGUGUUCGUCAUAGACGCAGAUGACCGCGAACGCCUCAGCGAAGGGUGGGAAGUCUUCGACUCUGUUCUCUCUGCACCGCAAAUUCUUGGUGUGCCGCUCUUGCUGCUUGCCAACAAGCAAGACAGCCCUCAGAGCCUCUCGGUCGAGGAAAUUCGCAACGAUUACGAAGACUGGCAUCGGCGGAAGCUAGAAAGUGCUCGCAGAAGCUACGGUGAGGAGAUGGAGAUCCAACAUCGCUCCGAGCGCAUUGCAAGCUUAGACGUCAUGGGCAUUUCCGCAUUAGAGGGGACCGGAGUUCGAGCUGCAGUGGACUGGCUGUUUAUACGAGUACAAAACAGCCGUCGUCGGGAUGAGCAAGGAGAUAGUCGAUGACGGCCGGGACUUCAGCUUAGUUUAUUUAUCUUUCCCUCUUGGAUGUACCCACUAGAUUAUUCUCUCAUAAUAAUUUGUACAUGCC
Messenger RNA from Trametes versicolor FP-101664 SS1, 773 nucleotides. Its product is annotated as P-loop containing nucleoside triphosphate hydrolase protein. The record is from RefSeq and is a predicted model, not a curated record. Gene Ontology annotation, cellular component: Golgi apparatus. Gene Ontology annotation, biological process: Golgi to plasma membrane protein transport; intracellular protein transport; protein localization to organelle. The transcript is spliced from 7 exons. Lineage: Eukaryota; Fungi; Basidiomycota; Agaricomycetes; Polyporales; Polyporaceae. Bases 32 to 688 code for a protein of 218 amino acids. Gene Ontology annotation, molecular function: GTP binding; GTPase activity.